AUAAAUCAAAAACUGUUUUAGAAUUUAAACAACUUAUUGGAGAAAAAAGUGAAAUUCCGGCUGAUAGGCAAAGAUUAAUAUAUUCUGGUAAAGUUAGCUUUGAGUGUACUCUUUAUAUUUUGCUUGAUACACCAGAUCUUAACCAUUUGGAAAUUUUGGAUUUACUCAUUAUUAAAUUAUGA
This is a messenger RNA of Entrophospora sp. SA101, 182 nucleotides long. Lineage: Eukaryota; Fungi; Glomeromycota; Glomeromycetes; Entrophosporales; Entrophosporaceae. The record is from the annotation of a GenBank genome assembly.